ACUUUGAAUAAUAGGACGGUGGUGCAAUGCACGUGUGCUUCUCGCAACAUCAGGAAACAUAUGCCUUAAACGCAAAUCUUAAUUUCUGAAUGUACAGUGCUAGAUUAGGGGCUGGACUGGUCUAGUUGGAGGUUCUGUGGUUUAAGGUCUUGGGGCGGAGGAGAUGAUGCAUCGGGUUCUGUCCCAGGGUUCAUUGCGGCAGAUGGCCUGUGUGAGGGCAAUGGGCAAGACUCAUCUGGCCAUGUGUUGUGUGGGCCCAGGCCAGCGCUGGGUCAGUACCUCAUUCAUUACCAGAGUAGUAGACCGGCUCAAGCCCAAGCCACCCAGAACGGACGACCAAGAACCGCCCAGUCCUCCUCCUAGCCUUGCCGGGACAGAGCCCCUAUACGUGCCAGACUCCGCAAGGCAGCCUCCGGAAGCACCACCAGAGGCCCAAGAGAUAGACCCCCUGCAGGACAAGUCCAUUGGCCUGGUCCAGAGGUUUAAGAAGACAUUCAAGCAGUAUGGGAAAGUGAUGAUCCCUGUUCAUCUCCUCAGCUCCACCAUCUGGUUUGGGACCUUCUACUACGCUGCUAUGAAGGGAGUGAAUGUGGUGCCGUUCCUGGAGUUUAUUGGUUUGCCGGAGAAGAUUGUUGGUCUGCUGAACAACUCUUCAGGUGGAAAUGCCCUUACUGCCUAUGCCAUGUACAAGAUUGCAACUCCAGCCAGAUACACAGUGACUCUGGGUGGGACUUCACUCUCGGUGAAGUAUCUCCGUAAACACGGCUACUUCUCUACCCCUCCACCAGUCAAGGAUUAUCUUCAGGACAGGAUGGAGGAGACCAGAGAAAAACUCACAGAGAAAAUGGAAGAGACUAAGGAACUGUUCUCAGAAAAAAUGGAGGAAACCAAAGAACUACUAUCAGGAAAAAUGGAAGACACAAAAGAACGAUUUUCUGAAAAGAUGGAGGAGACAAAAGAGAGAUUUUCUGGGAAAAUGGAGGAGACCAAAGAACGAUUUUCUGGAAAGAUGGAGGAGACAAAAGAGAGAUUUUCUGGGAAAAUGGAGGAGACCAAAGAACGAUUUUCUGGAAAGAUGGAGGAGACAAAAGAACGUAUAUCUGGAAAGAUGGAGGAAACAAAAGAACGUUUCUCUGACAAACUAAAAGAAACUAAAGGCAAUGUGGCUUACCGAAAGAAGAUUGAUUAAAUUAACCUUUUUACAAGUUGUUGUUAUAACUAAUAUCUUGUCUUGAAUGUGGUUUGUUCAAAAACCAGAAUUACGACACUUAUGUUGUAUAGAGAAUAAUGGGGUCCAUACAUAUCAUGGUACUAAUUGCCACCAUUAUACCUGCAAUAAGAGGGGGAUUCCCCCAGCAGUCCAUACUAUGAUACACUAAAGACAAUUAUGACUCUGGGUAGAAGGAAAAAUAAGAUAUCGGGUUUUACUCACCAUCGUCCAAUAAAGCCUUACUGAGGCUCUAACUGCUUGUCUUUUGUCAUUUGUAAAUCAUGUUUUGAAAUUUAUUUUCUUUUUUACCUCCUAGCCAAAGUAAAUAUAUUGCUUUAUCAAUGUGUUGUACUGGUUGCACUGUAAUGUCGACUUAAAGUGGUGCGCAUAAUAGGCUUAAAUGUUAGAGAAAUCGGUUAAUUAUUUAAUUCAUUAUGUUGCUGUGUGGAUAAUAUAGAAUAAUUAUGUGAAGAUGCAAUGAAAUCAAGACUGGUGAUUUUUGUUUAACUCUUGCAGUCUGACUUGAGGGUUGUCGAGUACUUUGUAAUUCACAAACAUCUCUGGUGUACUCACAUGUUGUAAUAAAGCAGAACAUUGAGCUUCUAAACACAGUCUUCAAACCAUA
This is a messenger RNA of Esox lucius (northern pike), 1835 nucleotides long. RefSeq lists its product as uncharacterized. The coding region runs from base 164 to 1189 and encodes 341 amino acids. Gene Ontology annotation, cellular component: mitochondrion. Lineage: Eukaryota; Metazoa; Chordata; Actinopteri; Esociformes; Esocidae. The transcript is spliced from 5 exons. The record is from RefSeq and is a predicted model, not a curated record.